AUGUUUAAUGUCCAAACCGCCAACCUGGAUGCCACCAAUCGUCACCCGACUGUCAACGCGUUCCCGCUACUCGCCGACUAUGUUGUCAACAACAUUGAUGUUGAUACUGCAUCAAUAUCAACCCUGACCGAGGUGUCGGGCUCCACCUUCGCUAAUCAUCUCGACGCUCGCCUUCCCCACCAUACACCCAUAUCCAACAACUUGCGUGGCAGAGACUUCAUUGUCACCACUUAUGACAAUAAUUUAUUUGUCAUGGACACCGAUUAUGGAGUGGUGGUGUCUGGUAUGGGAAAGUUCCAAUCAUUCCGAUUGUUCGGACUUGAUGGAUUGUCCUACCAAGUGAUUGCAGCUCAUUUGCCACACAAAUCCGGGAGAGCACUGGCUCGCCAACUAAUUUCAGACCACUUUAAUGAUGUACAUGACGACGUCCACCAUGUCAUAGUCUUGGGUGACUUCAACUGUCAGCCGACACCAUUGUCGGGAGUGUUCGAUGAUUACCUCGACCUGUCGGUCACAGAAGGCAUGCUCACAACCGCCACCCGCGCUCCCGAUAACAUCCUGCACACGGACAUGGAUGUUGUAGGUCUUGAGGUGUUCACCGACACGGUGUUCACUCAUUGUCCAAUCAGACAAACAUUUUAUUUCGAUGAUUGA
Messenger RNA from Acytostelium subglobosum LB1, 654 nucleotides. RefSeq lists its product as hypothetical. The coding region runs from base 1 to 654 and encodes 217 amino acids. The record is from RefSeq and is a predicted model, not a curated record. NCBI's taxonomy places the organism in Eukaryota, Evosea, Eumycetozoa, Acytosteliales, Acytosteliaceae. The transcript is spliced from 2 exons.